AUCUGAGAGCUCUGCUUAUGUGUUCGAUGCUUUUCAUUCAUACAGAAUAUAGCCACAAGUAGGUACAAAAGGUGUAACUCAAAUGGAAGGCACAGAUAUUGUGGGGUUUGCUAACUUUAAGGAAGUAAAUGAAAGCGAUGAAGAAGAAGAAGAAAUCACGACAAUUAAGAAAAAGGCAUGCAAGAAAUCAGGAGGAUUUCAGUCCAUAGGUCUUAGCUAUCCUGUAUAUAAGGGAAUAUUAAAACGUGGUUACAAAAUACCGACACCUAUCCAACGAAAGACAAUUCCUUUAGCUUUGGAAGGCCGUGAUGUAGUUGCUAUGGCAAGAACUGGUAGUGGAAAGACUGCUUGCUUUCUACUGCCCCUAUUCGAAAAAUUAAAAGUAAGACAAGCAAAAGCUGGAGCAAGAGCGCUAAUUUUAUCACCGACUCGAGAGCUGGCGUUACAAACAUUAAAAUUCAUAAAGGAAAUAGGAAAAUUUACAGGCUUGAAAGCUUCCAUUAUUUUAGGAGGCGAUAGCAUGGAAAAUCAGUUCGGUGCUAUUCAUGGGAAUCCUGAUAUAUUAGUUGCUACUCCAGGAAGAUUUUUGCACGUAUGUAUCGAGAUGGAUUUACAAUUGAAAAGCAUUGAAUAUGUUGUUUUUGACGAAGCCGAUAGAUUGUUCGAGAUGGGUUUUGGAGAACAAAUUCAUGAAAUUACAAACAGACUACCGGAGUCUCGCCAGACAUUACUAUUUUCCGCAACACUCCCUAAGAUUCUGGUAGAUUUUGCCAAAGCUGGAUUGUCAGAUCCUGUCUUGGUGCGUUUAGACGUAGAAAGCAAAAUACCAGAACAGUUGUCGCUUUCGUUUAUAGUAUGCAGGUCGGAAGAAAAAUUAGCAGUAAUGUUAUGUUUAUUAAAAAACAUUAUUAAAAGUGAUUCUCAGACAGUAAUAUUUGCUGCCACGCAACAUCAUGUAGAAUAUAUUCACCAGAUUUUAGAUAAAGCUGGAAUUUCUAAUACAUUCAUUUACUCGAACCUGGAUCCAUCGGCUAGAAAAAUAAAUACAGCCAAAUUUGAAACAAAUAAAAUCAAAGUUCUCGUGGUAACAGAUGUUGCUGCUCGUGGUUUGGAUAUUCCACAUUUAGAUAAUGUGAUUAAUUACAAUUUUCCUGCUAAAUCAAAACUGUUUGUGCAUAGAGUAGGACGUUGCGCGCGUGCUGGCCGAACAGGAACCGCUUAUAAUAUUAUAAGCUCGGACGAAUAUGCGUAUCUUGUAGACUUACAUCUUUUCCUUGGUCGUUCUCUAUGCAUCGUUUCAACAUCCGGAUCCGUAGAGAACGCGGAGGGCGCUAUAGGUAAAAUGCCGCAAGAUAUGAUAGAAGGAGAACUUGCUGAAUUAAUAAAUUGGCAUAAUAGUUCCACGGAUUUGCAAAAUAUGGAGAAAGUAUGCGACAACGCGUACAAACAAUAUAUCAGAUCUCGGCCAGCUGCUUCUUCCGACAGUAUUAAAAGGGUAAAGGAGUUACACAUUGGCGAAGCAGGUGUUAUACCAGAAUAUUCUAAUGUUUCUGCCAACACUAGGAAUUUCUUGUCGAAGAUUCUAAGUUACAGACCGCAAGGAACAAUAUUUGAAAUUGGGGCAAAAGCAUCCUCGACCGACUAUCAAGUAAUGAAAACGAAACGAUCGCUUCAUAAGGAAAGCAUUAUGAAUUUUCACAGAAAAGCGGAGGAACUGAAACUUAAGAAGGAUCUGGAAGAUCGGUCGAAAAAAGUAAAUCUCCCAUCGAGUACAAACGAAGACAUAAAUUCGGCAUUCAACACUGUCGUGUUACCGAAGAAACGAAAUAUCGACGACUUGUACAAACCUUCUAAGAAAAAACGAUCUACAGUCAAGGAUGAAGAAUUCUUUAUUCCGUAUUCUGCUCCGGAUAAGCACACUGAAGAGGGAUUGGCGGUUAACAGUUUCAAUACGGAAGCGGAUAAAGUUCAGAUGGACUUAACCGGAGACAACGAGGAAUCGCAACGUCUCCAGGCGCAAAUCAAAAAAUGGGAUAGAAAGAAGAAGAAAAUGGUUACCGUUAACAGCGAUCAGAAGACCAAGAAAAUUCGUACCGAAUCGGGAGUUUGGAUUCCUGCUAGUUACAAGUCUAAUCGUUAUUCGGCUUGGAAAGAGAAAAGCAAAAUAGACGUCGCGAACGACGACGAUAGCGAAGAAGAGUCUCCACAAAUGCAAAAAUUACUGACAACCGCCAACACGCAUUGGGCACGUCACAAUCAGAAACUUAAAGAGAAAAUUAAGAUCAACAAAGAACUUAAAAGACCGGAGCAAGUCCUGAAGGCACGGAAGUUGUUGGAACGGAGGCGAAACCGAAAUGGUAGAAAAGGUGGAAAAGGUCGGAAGAACAAGGGAAGGAAACGAUAAAAUACGAUUCUUAGAUACUUUGUAUAAACUGUCUAGAAUACAUUUUAAGACAAUAAACGAUCGUUACUUCGAAUAAUA
Megalopta genalis is the source of this 2482-nucleotide messenger RNA. Its product is annotated as ATP-dependent RNA helicase DDX54. Gene Ontology annotation, cellular component: cytosol; nucleus. NCBI's taxonomy places the organism in Eukaryota, Metazoa, Arthropoda, Insecta, Hymenoptera, Halictidae. The record is from RefSeq and is a predicted model, not a curated record. Gene Ontology annotation, molecular function: RNA helicase activity; RNA binding; ATP binding.